AUGCAAUUCAAGAAUAGAUGGGAAAAUCUCAAAACUAUGUAUUGUCAAUGGAAACAAUUGCAAAUUGACGCAUCUGGACUUGGAUGGAAUGCUAAGCUAGGAACCAUUGAUGCUGAUACUGAUUGGUGGAACACUCACCUAAUGAAACACCCAGAGCAUGCAAAGUAUAGGAAUGCAGGACCACCCAACUUGGCUGAAAUGGACCUCAUGUUUGAUGACCGUCAUGUCACCGGUGCCGAGUCCGCUAUCCCCGGUGAGAUACCAUUGGACAAGGAGGAAGUCACUAUUGACGAUGACUCUGAUAGUGCAGAGGAUGAUGAUGAAGUCAUCAAAGCAAAACCAAAGAAGCAGCGCAAGACCAAGUCCUGUAAAGAUGAUUUUUCUGCUCUAGAUGAGAAGAACCCAUUUGUUCAGAUGUACAAGAAGGCUAGUGAUGCGAUAUGUGUAACGGCUGAAAGUAUAAAAGAAGCAUCUAGCUCCAGCAAGACUCAUCCUCCCCCUUCUCCUCCGGUUGCUCCUGCCCCUCCUCCUCCAGUUGGCCCUAGUAUGUACGGAUUAUGAAUUAUAUGGACAGUCUAAUCCUUUAGCUCUCUUUUGUACGGAUUAUUAGUCAUAUGGACUAUCUUUUGUAUUGUACGGGCAAUUGUGACUUGCAUGGAGUAGCGAUGUGACAACAUAAUUCUUUU
This is a messenger RNA of Triticum dicoccoides, 686 nucleotides long. RefSeq lists its product as uncharacterized. The coding region runs from base 1 to 561 and encodes 186 amino acids. The transcript has 2 exons. Lineage: Eukaryota; Viridiplantae; Streptophyta; Magnoliopsida; Poales; Poaceae. The record is from RefSeq and is a predicted model, not a curated record.